This is a messenger RNA of Puma concolor (puma), 1533 nucleotides long. The record is from RefSeq and is a predicted model, not a curated record. Lineage: Eukaryota; Metazoa; Chordata; Mammalia; Carnivora; Felidae.
AUGGCCUUUGCAAAUCUGCGGAAAGUGCUCAUCAGUGACAGCCUGGACCCUUGCUGCCGGAAGAUCCUGCAAGAUGGAGGGCUGCAGGUGGUGGAGAAGCAGAACCUGAGCAAAGAGGAGCUGAUAGCCGAGCUGCAGGAUUGUGAAGGCCUCAUCGUCCGCUCAGCCACCAAGGUGACUGCUGAUGUCAUCAACGCAGCAGAGAGGCUCCAGGUGGUGGGCAGGGCCGGCACGGGUGUGGACAACGUCGACCUGGAGGCUGCCACCAGGAAGGGCGUUCUGGUCAUGAAGCAGAUUCCCCAGGCCACGGCUUCCAUGAAGGACGGCAAAUGGGAACGGAAGAAGUUCAUGGGAACAGAGCUAAAUGGAAAGAUCCUGGGAAUUCUUGGCCUGGGCAGGAUCGGAAGAGAGGUGGCCACCCGAAUGCAGUCCUUUGGGAUGAAGACUAUAGGGUACGACCCCAUCAUUUCGCCGGAAGUCUCGGCCUCCUUUGGUGUUGAGCAGCUGCCCCUGGAGGAGAUCUGGCCUCUCUGUGAUUUUAUCACUGUGCACACACCUCUCCUGCCCUCCACCACGGGCUUGCUGAAUGACAGCACCUUUGCCCAGUGCAAGAAGGGGGUGCGUGUGGUGAACUGCGCUCGGGGAGGGAUCGUGGACGAGGGCGCCCUGCUCCGGGCCCUGCAGUCGGGUCAGUGUGCUGGUGCUGCACUGGACGUGUUUACGGAGGAGCCACCGAAGGACCGCGCCUUGGUGGACCACGAGAGCGUCAUCAGCUGCCCCCACCUGGGUGCCAGCACCAAGGAGGCCCAGAGCCGCUGCGGGGAGGAGAUUGCCAUCCAGUUUGUGGACAUGGUGAAGGGGAAGUCCCUGGCGGGGGUGGUGAACGCCCAGGCCCUUACCAGUGCCUUCUCUCCACACACCAAGCCUUGGAUUGGUCUGGCAGAAGCUCUGGGGGCACUGAUGCGAGCCUGGGCUGGAUCCCCCAAAGGGACCAUCCAGGUGGUAACACAGGGAACCUCCCUGAAGAAUGCUGGGAACUGCCUGAGCCCCGCGGUCAUUGUCGGCCUCCUCAAAGACACUUCCAAUCAGGCGGAUGUGAACUUGGUGAACGCCAAGCUGCUGGUGAAAGAGGCUGGCCUCAAUCUCACCAUGAGGGACUUCCCAGCAGCACCUGGCGGGCAUGGUUUUGGGGAGUGUCUCAUGGCGGCUGGCUUGGGGGGUGCCCCCUACCAGACUGUGGAGGUCAGGGCACUGCAGCCAGUGCUGCAGGCGCUCAACGGAGCUAUCUUCAGGCCAGAGGUGCCUCUCAUGAGGGGUCUGCCCCUGCUCAUCUUCCAGCUCAGCCUGGCCCCAAUCCUCGUGCUGCCCACCAUGAUUGGCCUUCUGGCAGAGGCAGGAGUGCAGCUGCUGUCUUACCAGACCUCGAUGGUGUCAAAUGGGGAGACCUGGCACGUCAUGGGCCUCUCCUCUCUGCUGCCCAGCCUGGAUGCGUGGAAGCAACAUGUGACUGAGGCUUUCCAGUUCCAGUUCUGA